AUGUGCCAGCUAGAAGUCAAGCCAAACCAACUCCUUCUAAAAGCGCAGGAUCUUCCUGGUUUCUCCAUAGCCUCUCGGAGUAACCCUGGCGUAUCAGCUGGCGGCGGGGGCUGGGAGCCGCUCGGGCAACCGUACUUCGACAACAGCACCAAGCGUGAAGCCACUGCCGCUGUCGGGCAACCCGCGUACCUACACUGUAGAGUGCGGAACCUCGCUGAUAGAGCGGUAUCCUGGAUUCGAAAACGGGACCUACACAUCCUGACAGUAGGGGUGCAUACAUACAGCAGCGAUGCUCGUUUCGCUGCCCUCCACGCGGACGGCUCCGACGAGUGGACCCUGCGCGUCGCUCCAGCUCAGCCCAGGGACUCUGGCGCGUACGAAUGCCAAGUGUCCACGGAGCCGAAAAUCAGCUUGUCGUUUCGCCUUACUGUUGUUGUAUCGAAGGCGGAGAUAUUGUCGGGACCUGAACUGUUCGUGAGAGCGGGAUCCGAUAUCAACCUCACUUGCGUCGCUAAAUACGCGCCCGACCCGCCAAGUUUCAUCUACUGGUACCGAGGGGAGCAGGUGGUGAAUUACGCGCAGCGCGGCGGCAUCAGCGUGGAGACUGAGCAGCGGACCCGGACCAGUCGGCUGCUAAUCGCGCGCGCCGCGCCGCAUGACUCCGGGAAUUACACCUGCGCACCUAGCAGCUCUGAAUCUGCGUCGGUGAUUGUUCACGUGCUGAGUGGAGAGAGACCUGCCGCCAUGCAGAGCUCGGGGUCGACCCCACAACACCUGAACCGGACAGUCCUCGCCAUUCUCGUCACCAUCACUACCGCCAGAUGCCAGCAGAUCUCAUUCCUUAUCACCCUACCCAUUGUCGUACAUUACAUCUUGACAAUAAUUACUUCCCGUUUGUCCAAUACGGUCAAAUUCCUAUCAAGCGCGGGAUAUUCGAGAUGACCUAAUAACCAUUCCGAAACUUCCACAGUUUAAUAGGAAAAUGUAUAGAUUAAUGAGAAUUUUUGGUUUUAUUUUGAAUUAGUGCUAUUCAAAUAUCAUGAUAGAGUCUUAAACUUUUCUUAAAUAUAUGUUGUUGUUCUGAGAAUUUCUUGUUUCAAAGUUUAAAUUAAAUAUGUCAUUCUAAAAACAAACGUUUACAUAAUUAUUCAGGACAAAUUUCUUUUAUUUUUGCCCUUUCAAAUACAGUAUAUAUUUAUCCUGUAUAUCGACUUAAUUCUAAGAUUGCAAUCAGACUGAUUCAUUACACGAAUCUGGAAUAAAUCCAGAUUCGAUCGGAGCAAGAAGCUUAUCUAUGCAUAACGUACCUAAUCCAGCAGUUGCUCUCUUUACCACGUUAUUUGCUUUCUAUCAAGUUGCAUAAAUAAACGGCGGCAUAACCUAUAUCUGGCCCAGACUCGGUACAUCGAGGCUGGUUAAUCUCACCGAGCGGAGACCGCACCAGCCCGUUUCCAUAUUGAAAUAAAUAUUUACAUAUACAUAUUUCUUUUGAAAUUGUUCAAUCCGUUUCCCGAUUAAAGGCAUUGCAUUAUUUUUCAUUACAAAAUGAAUUGUUACUUUUAUGUAGAAAUGUUUGUAUAAAAAAUCGUAUUUCGAUUUGCUUAUAGGAAAUGUGACUUGUAUUUACUUGUCUACUUGUUAAUGUGUAUCGUAAACAACGAAUGUUAUGUUUCAAUUCGGUACUGUUGUUACUCGACGCUGGUCCGCGUUAUUGACUUUCUUGAUUAAAACUUUGUUACGAGCUACGAAGCAACAGCUGUGACGGUUUGAUUCUUAAAUUAUUGACUGCGCACUCAAUCGUAAAACGAGUUAAAGCUAAGACGAUUUUUCUGUUACCACAACUCGACUCUCAUUCGUUUCUUAUACAAUAAUUUCAAACUUAUUUGAGUUCAAAUAUGGUAGCUUAACUGACCCGCAGGAGCUAUCUCGAGCUAUGAAUAAAUUUAAGUUACAUUUUAUCAUCCACAUACAUAAACCUAGAAGUUAAUGCUUGCUUUCAAACAUUAAAUUUACCUGAAAUCCAACGUAAGAUUAAAACCUGAGCUACCCCUUUGUAAAAUGUUCGACACACUUUAACAAAGUCCUUAGAAUAAUAAAAUUACUUUUGACAAAGUCGAAAAUGGGAUUGUUUUAUUACCAACAUAAAAGAGGGAUUUCACAAGAACUCUGAGUGACAAGACGAGUUUUAUAAGUAUAGAGAGUAUAUAUUAAAUCGUUGAAGUUCGUUUCAUACGAGACUGAUGGAUAGCGCACAAAUCUGUGUAUUCGCUAUCCGACUCCCUUUUAUUUAUAAACAUUUAAAAAAGAACAAAAAACAACGUUAAGUUUUUAAUUUUCCACCUAAACCAAUUACUA
Molecule: messenger RNA, 2355 nt
Organism: Manduca sexta (tobacco hornworm)
Lineage: Eukaryota; Metazoa; Arthropoda; Insecta; Lepidoptera; Sphingidae
Product: hemicentin-2
Exons: 6
Coding region: 1-942 (313 amino acids)
Biological process (GO): synapse organization
Cellular component (GO): neuron projection membrane
Source: RefSeq, a predicted model, not a curated record